Molecule: messenger RNA, 1518 nt
Organism: Xenia sp. Carnegie-2017
Lineage: Eukaryota; Metazoa; Cnidaria; Anthozoa; Malacalcyonacea; Xeniidae
Exons: 2
Coding region: 319-1518 (399 amino acids)
Source: RefSeq, a predicted model, not a curated record
CCAAGACAAAGAACACAAAUUUGGUUGCCUUAAGAUCUGCUACAAAUGGCAACUGCCUCUAUAGUUCAUUGUCAAUUCUGCUUGUUGGUGACAACUCUGUGGUGACUAUUUUGAGGCUCAUGACCUCUAUAGAAUUAUUUUUAUAUGCUGAUUAUUAUGCGAAACAUCCAUGUUUUUCAAAUCUUUUUGAAACUCAGCAUAACAAACACUUUGAUUCCAUCUCAAGCAUGGUGGCCAUGUCAGUCUCUUUUGAAGCUAUUGAUAGUGCUGGAAGUGGUUGUUCUGUUGCUGAACUGGUCAGGGCAGAAGCUGUGUUAAAUGCAAAAGAUAUGGCAUGGACUGGGUUUGUUUGUUUGUUGGCACUCUCUUCAGUUACAUCCUGUAGCAUUUUUUCUUACUAUCCUGACAUAUACUCUAGUGCUUAUAGGUGGAAUUUAUUAUUUAACCAAAGAAUUGAACCUCGAAUUCGAUCUAGAGCUUGUGCUUCCACUAGUAAUUAUUUGCGAGUUUUGUUUUGCUUUGAAGGUUCAGCUCCUCAAGCAACUGCAUUCAAACACAAUGCCUUUGAUACUUGGUGGGAAGGGAACUAAAAGAAAGGGAAGUAGUCACUUGUCACAAGCUAAAAAGCCCAGUAUACAAACAAAGUUGAGGUUUACACCUUCUGGUCCUACUAAGACAACCAUGACAACUAAGGCUCAUCCAUAUGGUAUAUCUCACAGUAGCGCUUUGGGUUCUUGUGAUGCUUCUUCUUUUAUUUCAUCUUCUACCUUGCAAUUACCAGAUAAUAAAACUGCAAAUGCUGAUUUGCCUAGAAAUCCAUAUGAUGUUGGUUUUUAUAGAGAAAAGGUGAGAGGUAUGGAAAUUCAUGAAAUUGAAAAACUUGUGAAGAAUGUAUUCGUACGUGAUGAAUGCUAUGAAUUUCCUAAAACUGUUGAUGCAAAUGGUCGCAGUAGGUCUUUUCGACAUGAUUGGCUGAAGGAUUAUCUUUGGCUUUCGUAUUCUCCAAGUCUUAAUGGUGCUUUUUGCUUACCAUGUGUUUUGUUUGGUGAUAGGUUUCCCUCCAAAAACAGUCGAAUUAAAAUAUUUUUUUCAGAGCCAUUAACACAUUGGCCUGAUGCUAAAAGUGCAAUAAAAAGGCAUAUAAGUACAUCAUCAGGUCUUCAUGUUCACACUUCGGCUCUUCUUAAGGAUAUCUUGGAUCAGAGUUCCGGUAAAAGCCAGCCAAUAAAUGUCAUGAUUGACAGUAACUUAAAGAAAAAGAUUUCAGAGAAUAGGAAAAAAUUAGUUCCAGUAGUUGAUACCAUCAUUCUUGCAGGUCGCCUUCAAUUACCACUUAGAGGUCAUCGGGAUGAUUCUCAGUAUCAUCCUGAAGUUGGUGAAUAUUCUGAAAAGCAUGUUGGUAAUUUUAUUGAAUUAUUAAACUUCCGUGUUCGUGCAGGGGACACCAUUUUGGAAUCCCAUCUUAAGCAUCAUGAUAAAAUGCCUCCUACAUCUCUAAAACUACUCAGAAUGAGUUAA